AUGAAGGAGAUGUGCCGAUUGGCGGAUGCUUACUCCGGCGGCGACCACAAGCAGCUGUUCCCGGCGGCGCAGGGCUGGCUGACGACAUGCGAGAUCGCAUGUGCGCCCCUCCUCAUGAAGGAGAUGUGCCGAUUGGCGGAUGCUCACUCCGGCGGCGACCACAAGCAGCUGUUCCCGGCGGCGCAGGCGGGCACGCUAGCCGCCCUGAUCACUGUGUGCAGCGAGAACGCAUGUGCGCCCCUCCUCAUGAAGGAGAUGUGCCGAUUGGCGGAUGCUCACUCCGGCGGCGACCACAAGCAGCUGUUCCCGGCGGCGCAGGGCUGGCUGACGACAUGCCGAGUCCUCCGGAACACCAUUGAAAAGGAGAUACUUUCUCCGAUGUCUCAUCUCCAUGACAUCUUGAGCAUGACUAAUGCUUUCAAUCUGAUUGCCCAGAAGUUUCAGCAAGCCCAAAGUUUGCUCCUUGAAGACAAUUGGCGGUCGGUCAGCCCGACAUGGGAGGCGCCGUACGACCUCGGCUUCGACCUGGACUACGCUGACGAACAGCAGGAUGAUGACGACACGAGCGCCGAUGAUUCCGACGAAGACGCCAUGCUUCAAUACAAACUCUGCACCUUCACGGUCACCCAACGCGAGUUCAUGAACCAGCAUUGGUACCACUGCCACACGUGCAAGAUGGUGGACGGCGUCGGUGUGUGUACCGUGUGUGCACGAGUAUGUCACCGCACACACGACGUGUCCUACGCCAAGUUCGGCAACUUCUUCUGCGACUGUGGCGCCAAGCCCGACUCCAGCUGCCAAGCCCUAGUCAAGCGUUCCGUGACGCUGCUGGGAGGCGCCCGCUCGGGCGGCGAAGAAGCCCCACCUGCGCCGUCCUACCGCCGCCGCCCCUCCAGCCCCGUACCGCCCGCGUUACUCGCGCCGCCGCGCCGGCCCGUCCUCGCGGCCAACAUACAAGGUUGCCGCCAAUACCUAGCCUCGUACUCAGGCUGGGGCGCGUGCAUGGACAAGGUCCGCAAGCUCCUCGACGUGUUGUCCGGGCCGGUGCGUGCCGCGUGCGAGCGCGGCGCCGCUGUGGGCGCGCACGGACGCGCUCAGCGCGCGCUAGCCCAGCUGCACCUGGGCGAGAAGAGAUUUGUGCAUACUGACAAUCUUAUGGUGCCGACACUGGGUUCUCAAGAGGGUGCGUUCGAAAACGUCCGCAUGUCGUACACCGGCGAGAACGGCCAGACGAUCCGCCAGCUGAUGUCCAACCACAAGCUGCGCCGGGUCGCGAUGUGCUGCUUGGCGUCGCCGCAGGGCCGCCGGCAGCACCUCGCCGUGUCGCACGAGAAAGGAAAAAUCACCGUGCUCCAGCUAUCCGCCCUGCUCAAACAGGCGGACUCGUCCAAACACAAGCUGACUCUCACUCGGCUUUCAUCAGCCCCCAUACCGUUCACCGUGCUCACGCUGAGCGGGAACCCGUGGAACGAAGACUUACUCGCCGUGUGCGGCAUAAAGGAGUGUCACGUACUGACGUUUAACAGUGGAGGCACAGUGGCAGACCACCUAGUCAUCAACACCGGCCUGGAAGCCAACAACUACAUAAUCAAGGCGCUCUGGCUGCCCGGCUCGCAGACGCAGCUCGCGCUGGUGACGUCGGACUUCGUCAAGAUAUUUGAUCUCAGCAAGGACCUUAGCAACCCUGUGCAUCACUUCCUGGUGCCUAGUGGAAAGGUCCGAGACGUGACGUUCGUGAACCAAGAAGGCGUGAUGCACAUGAUAUGCAUGAGCUCAGCCGGCCACAUGUACUGGCAACCGACCAGCGAGGAGUCCCGCGCUUCUCUUGGCACAUUCUACAUUACAAACACACCGGAGGUUCUGCAUCCGGAGAUACAGGACGUGGCCGGCAUGGUCGGCGGCGGCGGAGUCUCCGUGUACUACUCGCACACGCUCAAAAUGCUGUUCUUCUCGUAUGCUCACGGCAGGAGCUACCUCGCGCCGUUGAGCACUGUCGAAGACAGCGUCAAAGGCACUGCAUUGAUCCCGCAAUCCCUAACCACGCCGCCCAAAGAAGGCGGUCGCGGGGGCGGCAAGCAGGGCGGUGUCCAAGCCCUCUGCCAAUGGGCCGAGGUCCCCGGACAUCCAGGCCUGGUCACAGCUGUGCUGCAGGCUUCUAACAACCCUGUGGUGCUCAUGCUCACGCCUUACAACAUCUUCGUUCAGGAGAUCAAGGUGGUCCUGAUGCUGGCCGGCGACCUCGAUUCCACCGUGGAAGCGGACCGCGCCGUCCUCGAGCGCCUCCUGGACCUGCUCGUGUCGGAGCUGGACAUGGGCACCGAGGAGGACGCGCCCGCCAUGACACCCGCCGUCCACGAGCGCACCAACCGCCGCGAGCUACAGCUGGUGGUGAUGCGGCUGCUCAGUGUACUAAUGGCCCGCUGCAAGUCCACCUCGUCCGGCAGCACGACAGCGCGCGAGGGCUCCGGCGCCGCCUGCGCCGCGCACGUGUCCCGCCUCGCCGCCGCCGCGCUCAUACGCGCCGGGGCGCCGCUGCACUGCUACAGAGUGCUUGCUGCCUUAUUACCGUACUGGAAGGACAAGACUGCUAACGCUGGUACAACGACGCCUACAGCGCAGCUCCUGAAGCCGCAGGCGCCGCACCCGCUGCCCGACAUGCAACCUUUCUUCGUUAAGGAAUACGUUAAGAGCCACGCCCUGGACGUGUUCGACAACUACCCACAACUACUGAUGGAGAUGGCGCUCCGCCUGCCGUGCCAGAUCCACAAGCACUGCGAGCCCGUGCACUUCGACUCGCGCUGGCGCACGCUGCUCUGCGAGUACAUGAUGAACCAGCAGACCCCGCUCAGGAAACAAGUCCGCAAGCUUCUCCUCUUACUUUGCGGUACUCGCGAUCGCUACCGCCACACGCGCGAUGUCCACGCGCUCGAUACUCAUCUAAACGCCGCCAAAGCGCUGCUGCAGACCGACCCAGCCUACGACAGGCUCGUGCAACUCAUGGACCAUUUGAAGGCGUGUGCAGAAAUAGUGAGCGCCCGCACGGGCAACUGGCAGCACACGUGCGCCACGGAGCGUAGAGAGGCGCUCGCGUGGCUGGUGCGCUGCGCGCGGCGCGUGCACCCGCACGUGGCGCCCACCGUGCUGCAGCUGCUGCAGGCCGCGCUCACCGACACCAAGUCGGACAAGACCCCGUCAGCAUCAGGAUCGACUUCCGAGUGGCAGGAGCGCGAGCGCAGCGCGGACAGCGACGCGUUUGUCUCUGACGGCUCCAAGUUCCAGGAGCAUCGCGUGCCGGUCCUCGUCCAGCAGAUACUCAAACAGGUGUCACAGGAAGAAUUGAAGAUGUUUGUGAAGGCUUUCCUAUUGGAGACCAACUCCACGGCCGUGCGGUGGCAGGCGCACGCUUUGCUACUGGCCAUCUACAACAACUCGCCGCCAGCCGAGAAAGCAUCGCUAGUGUCUCUGCUCUGGGGCAUUUGGCCCACACUACCCCAAUAUGGGCGCAAGGCGGCUCAGUUCGUUGACCUCUUGGGAUACUUCACGCUCAAGACCACGGACAUCGAUACUGAGAAAUACGUCUGCAGCGCGGUAGACCUGCUCCGCAGCCAGAACCAGCUCCUGUCCAUGCACGGCAACGUGUCCCUAUACGCCGCUCUCGGCGCCUACGUGGAACUAGACGGCUACUACCUGGAGUCCGAGCCGUGUCUGGUCUGCAACAACCCCGAGGUGCCCAUGGCGACCAUCAAGCUGCCCACCAUCAAGAUCGAUUCGAAAUUCACAACAACCACCCAAAUAGUGAAGCUAGUGAACAGCCAUAUGAUCAGCCGCAUCAGCUUGCGCAUCGGUGACAUCAAGCGCAGCAAGAUGGUGCGCAGCAUCAACUUCUAUUACAACAACCGCACCGUGCAGGCGGUGCAGGAGCUCAAGAACAAGCCUGGCAUGUGGCACAAGGCGAAGCGUGUGCAGCUGCAGUCUGGCCAAUCAGAGGUCCGCGUCGACUUCCCGCUGCCGAUCGUCGCAUGCAACCUCAUGAUGGAGUACGCCGACUUCUAUGAGAACCAGCAGGCUACAGGAGAAUCGUUACAAUGCCCUCGUUGCUCGCAAUCCGUGCCGGCCAACCCAGGCGUCUGCGCCAACUGCGGCGAGAACGUGUUCGAGUGCCACAAGUGUCGCGCUAUAAACUACGACGAGAAAGACCCGUUCCUCUGCCACGCCUGCGGAUUCUGCAAAUACGCCAAAUUCGACUACACACUCACCGCGCGGCCAUGCUGCGCCGUCGACAACAUCGAGAACGACGAGGAGCGCAAGAAGAUGGUGCAGACCAUCGGCGCGCUGCUGGACAAGGCCGACCGCGUGUACCGCCAGCUGGUGGCCAACAAACCCGUGCUCGAGUCCCUCGUGCACAAGAUAAGCGAGCACCGGCUGGAAGGGCGCCCCGGCGACGAGAACAGCAACGCGUCCACCACCUCCUUCGGCGGCGCGCAGAUCAACCGCGUGAUCCAGUCCCUCGCGCACAAGUACUGCGUCGACAGCAAGGGCCACUUCGAGGACCUGUCCAAGAUCAUACAGAAGGUGUUGGCUUGCAGGAAAGAACUAGUCGCCUACGAUAGAUCUCAAAGCGAACAGCUGAAGGGAGACACGCUACCAGUAUACGCUGGGCUGGUGCAAAACUAUGAUGGAGAACUUACCAAAGAAUCAGGCGGCGGCUGCUACGGCUGCUCCCUGGCCUGCGCCGAGCACUGCCUGACGCUGCUGCGCGCGCUCGCCUCGCAGCCCGAGCACCGCGCGCGCCUCUGCCGCUUCGGGCUCGUGCAGGAGCUGGUGCAGCACAACCUGCACCGCGGCACUCCGCAGUGCCAAGAGGAAGUGCGCUCGCUGAUCUGCCUGGUGACCCGCGACAACCUGCCGGCCACAGAGUCGCUCUGCAGCCUGCUGUCGCAACGGAUCACGCUCUCGCUCAUGGGACACGCCGCUUCGCAGGACCUCAACAACUCGGUGCGACCUCUAGUGCUGCUCCUAGGCUCCCUAGUGAAGGUCCAAGACGGCGUGGAAUGCUGGGAGGUCCGGCUGCGCUGCGUGGUCCGCCUGUGGGUGUGGUGCUGCCCGCAGCUCACCGAGGUGGCCGGGCUGCCGUCCGCCGCCAGCGUGAUCCUCAAGCCGGAGGCCCUAGCCGGCAUACCGGGCAUCAACACAUCGUCACCCAACUCGCAUCAAUUCGCCCUGCAGCAAGUCGCGCUCCCAUGCUUAUGCUACAUGCAGCAGCUGAUGGCGCCCGUGCCGCCCGUCGUGUCCGCCAACGGCCACGCCGAUCCCAAGGAGGCCAAGCCGGAGACCGCUGCGGUGUCGUCGUCGGCCGCGCCGGGCGCCCUCGCCGCGUCGACCGGCAGCGUGGUGGUGGACCUGGCGGGCUGGCUGGCCGGCGACGUGACGCACAAGGACUGGCAGCGGCUGGUGGCGCCGCCCGCCGACAGCGUGCAGGGCCCGCCGCGCGCCGCCUACGUCGCGCACAAGUACGUGGCGCGCUGGAGGGAGAAGAUGUUGCUCUCGCACGGCAUGCGCCCGCUGGCGCUCGAGGACGGCGGCUGGCUGCGGCCCGUCAUGUUCGAGCCGAGCUCGCGCAUCGCGCGCGACACGGCCUGCCAGAUGGUCAAGUCGCUGUGCGACUCGUACGAGCGCAGCAAGGCUGUACUGAUCCUGUUAACCAGCUUCCUGCCAGAAGUCGGCGCCGCUGGCGAGGCCAGUGAACAGUUCCUUCAACUGUACCAAAGUCUCGCAUCCGAAGCGCCGUGGAAGCAGUUCCUGGCGCUGCGCGGCGUGCUGCAGCAGAUCGCGGACCUUAUGACCAAGGAGAACCAGCUACAUCGGCUGGAGGAAACCACACUCACAUCUGACUUGGCUCAAGGUUACGCGCUAAAGCGGCUGACCGAGCUCCUAGCGAUGUUCCUCGAGGAGCCCGGAGCGCGGCGCACGUACAAGGGGCGGCUGGUGGCAAGCUAUACCGGCGUACAAAAGACUAAUGGAGGUGGCAUCAGAGGGCUUACCGCGAACCACGUUCGACGUGUUGCCUCCCUGUCAUACUUACGUACGAAUUUACAAGUGCGACAGAGAGGUAACACGUCGAACGUGGUUCGCGAUAGGCCCUCAAAUGUACAGCCAAGUGACGAUGAUGAAAAUUACAUUUUCAAAACUUUUGUCUUUUGUUACCAUUGUGUUAGCCACCUGUACUUACUUUCAACAUAUAUUAAUAGUUUAUGUUACUGCUACAUAAUAAAAGGCAUUAAAAUACACGAGUGUGGGCUUAGGAAACGAACGAAGUGAGUUUCUUAAAAAGAUCACACGAGUGUU
Cydia pomonella (codling moth) is the source of this 6345-nucleotide messenger RNA. RefSeq names its product E3 ubiquitin-protein ligase UBR4-like. NCBI's taxonomy places the organism in Eukaryota, Metazoa, Arthropoda, Insecta, Lepidoptera, Tortricidae. The record is from RefSeq and is a predicted model, not a curated record. Gene Ontology annotation, molecular function: zinc ion binding; protein binding.